Molecule: messenger RNA, 2453 nt
Organism: Polistes dominula (European paper wasp)
Lineage: Eukaryota; Metazoa; Arthropoda; Insecta; Hymenoptera; Vespidae
Gene: Crzr
Product: corazonin receptor
Biological process (GO): neuropeptide signaling pathway
Cellular component (GO): plasma membrane
Molecular function (GO): corazonin receptor activity
Source: RefSeq, a predicted model, not a curated record
ACGCAUAAACGUUCGAAGAAGUGGAGGAAUAGGAAUAUAAAAACUUCGUUGAUUUUCUUCGUGUGUUAAACAACACGCAGUGUCAGAUGAACGCGAAAACCCGACGCGUGCGUGUUCUUCGUAACAUUGUAGAAAAGUACAAAUUAAACAACAUUACAUACGUUCGUGAUAAAUACAAUGUAAUAUUCAAUUUGUGAUAAAAAAAAAAAUUAAUACACCAAUCAAACGAUAGAUAAUAAUAGGAACAAUAAAUGGGUAUGACAAUGAAUAAUUAUUUAUGACACCAAAGAGAUCAAAUUUUUUCGUAAUAAUUUGUCAUCUAUGAAAGUAAGGUUCAAACUGAAAAACUUUUUAUCUUACAAUUAAUGCUAAAGUGGCACGUUAAUAUUGCUUUCUUUUUUUUUCUAUUGAGUAUACGAAAAAAACAAAAAAACAAAAAAACAGAAAACUGAUAAGAUUCACGGACAAGUCAACUCUAUUUAUGUUAAUGAGUAGAAAUAAUUGAAAAAAAAAAAAAAAAAAAAUAGACAUUAUCCAUGAUAAAACAAAUAAAACCAAUUAAAAAUGCAACAUGUGGAUCAAUGCCGCAAGAUAAUUUUAUUGCUGGUAAUUAUCAAUACUAUUAAUACGUUAAGUAUAUGUGAAUAUUAGUAAAGAAUUGUUCUAGAAAGAUAAAUUCACAAAAAAAAUAAAAAUAAAAGGAAAAAAAGCAUACAUAGUUCGAUUUGCAAAAAAAUAAAAGGAAAUAAAAAGGAAUGAAAAAGAGGUAUAAAAAAAAAAGUGGGGACAAAAAAAUGUUUACCAUAGAGUAGGAUAUUCAACAAAUGCAAACGAAAAACGGGAAAGUUUUCCCAAGACAAUAGUGAAAACGCAUUCCUAUAGAAAACAAGCAGCCAGAAACGACGCGUUUCGUUUUGUCCUUAUCGAUGCAUAGAAAUGCAAAAGUUUCCGGUGUUACUCGAUAAACGAUAGAAAGGGACAAAAUAAAAAGGGUAACAAAAUCGAAUGGGCAGACAAGAAGUGGAAAAAUAUUUUUCAAGGGGGGGUAGAAGAUAUCGAUGAACCGGAAACGUUCUAACACGCAAAAGAAGACAAGAUCGUUCGGUUGUGUCAAACGAAAAUAUAAAUUUAAAGAAAAAAAUGAAGAAGAUAAUUGUGACGACGAUGGAAACAUUGAACAGUAGCGUACUUUUCUUAUCAACUGUUGAAAAUUUGAAUAGUGAAAUGGCCGUUGAUCCAACAGAUAUGUUAAAUCAAAAUACGAGCGGUGUAUUAACGUCAAAUAAUUUCACAUUUUUCGAGCAUGCACCUAAACUUACUGACACGGGUUUUAUCAAGGUUAUUGUAUUAGCUUUUUUAUCGAUUGUAAGUCUAAUAGCAAACCUUGCUACGAUAUAUUCUGUAAUAAAAAAUCGUCGUAAACGACAAAGUUGGUCGGCCAUUUAUACAUUGAUACUUCACCUAUCCAUUGCCGAUCUUCUCGUAACAAUAUUUUGUAUCGGUGGUGAAGCAAUCUGGAGUUAUACCGUUCAAUGGAUAUGGGGUAACAUUUCUUGCAAGAUCUUCAAAUUUCUUCAAGUGUUUAGCCUUUAUCUCAGCACUUUCAUCCUCGUGUUGAUUGGUGUUGAUCGUUUCGUAGCUAUUCGAUAUCCAAUGAAAAGUUUAAACACAACACAUCGAUAUCUUAGAUUCGUCGCUAUUGCUUGGAUACUUUCUACCAUUUUGGCAUUACCACAGAUUGUCAUCUUUCACGUUGCACGUGGACCAUUUGUCGAGGAAUUCAUACAAUGCGUGACCCAUGGAUUUUAUACAGAACCAUGGCAGGAAAAGUUAUAUGUUAUGUUGAGCAUAUUUUUUAUGUUUCUUUUACCAUUAACCAUAUUGAUUACCACCUAUGUCUCAACUAUAAUUGCUUUAUCACGAAGUGAAGAUGCAUUCAAGUCUGAAUUAAUUAACAAUAAUUUACAACGUACGAACAGUGAUAUUAAUAGAAAAAAAUUAAUAAAUCGUGCAAAAACGAAAUCAUUACAAAUCAGCAUUCUCAUAGUCGCUGCAUUUAUCGUAUGGUGGACCCCAUACUACACGAUGAUGAUAAUCUUUAUUUUUCUCAAUCCCAACAAAAAUCUUACCAAGGAUCUCCUAAAUAUCAUAUUUUUCUUUGGUAUGACCAACAGUUUGGUGAAUCCAUUGAUAUAUGGUGCGUUUCAUCUUUGGCCAAAACGAAAAAAACGAAAUUUUUACUUCAGAGAUUUGUUCACGUUACGAGGACGAAAAAAUCGUACCAAUAGUAAUGAUUCUACGAGAGAACUUCAAGAAACACGGCCAUUAUUUGUUUCACGUGGUAUACGCAUACUAACAAAUACAUUCCAUUGAGAAGAGGAACAUACACACAUACAUAUAUAUAUUAUGUUAUUUUAAUAUUAUACUUUAAUAGGGGCACAAAUGUUACAAAA